This is a messenger RNA of Lonchura striata (white-rumped munia), 453 nucleotides long. Lineage: Eukaryota; Metazoa; Chordata; Aves; Passeriformes; Estrildidae. The record is from RefSeq and is a predicted model, not a curated record.
AUGGAUUUAUCACGCAUGGAAAUGCGAAGGUCAGAGAAUCUAGAGAGUCCUCCUGAGACUUGGCUGGAAAGGCAACUAGCACUGCAGAACCUGAUGAGAGAGAGACAAACAGCCAUGCAGAUUGCUUGGACACAAGAAUUUCUCAAAUAUUUUGGGACAUUUUUUGGACUUGCUGCUGUAGUUUUAACAACUGGAGUAAUAAAAAGGAAGAAUCCAGCAGUUUUGCUGCCAGUACUUCCCUUAAGCUUUGUAUUUUCCUAUCAUUAUGAUAUGGGCUAUGGGACACUACUGCAAAGGAUUAAAGGUGAAGAAGAGAACAUACUUGACACACAGAGCACUUUGUUGGAAUUGCCUAAAGAACCUAUCACAUAUAAAGAUUUGUAGAAAAUCAGAAUAUCUCAGAGCAAUUUCUUCAUUGAAAUCAGGAAGAUGGUAUUAAAGCUACAUAUCUGA